Molecule: messenger RNA, 390 nt
Organism: Triticum turgidum subsp. durum (durum wheat)
Lineage: Eukaryota; Viridiplantae; Streptophyta; Magnoliopsida; Poales; Poaceae
Source: the annotation of a GenBank genome assembly
AUGCCGAAAAGAAGACAUUUUCAUGUUGGAGAUAUUGAAACAUGCGUCCGAUGCACUGCUCACGAGGAAGAGACCAUUGAUCACUUGAUAUUUAAUUGUCCUUUCAGCCAAACUUGUUGGUCAAAGAUUGGUAUCUCAUACAACUCUGGCAUCUCACGAAUUGAGGCCACAAUCAGGGCAAAGGAAAUUUAUUCUGGUAGACUUUUCUUUGAAAUCUUCGCCAUUACUGCUUGGAAUAUUUGGAAGGAGAGAAAUAACUUCAUCUUCAAUCAGAUCAGUCCUUCAUAUAGAGCUUGGCUUGAGAAAACUAAGGCCGAUCUUACCUGGCUUAGAUAUAGAGUGUCCUCUGAUCUCAGUGAGUAUAGCACUUCUUUUGUAAAUUCACUUUAG